GCGCGACGUCAAGCUUCAGGUCUCUCGUUUGGGUAAAAUUUCUUGUCAAUUUCUUUACUGAUAAGUAAACAUCUGCUUAGAAUUUCCAAACAAAUACUAGUCAUAAAUUUUAAUCACUUGGUUAACAUGGAUGCAGAAUCUGUUCUCGAAGAAAAAAUUCAAAACAUUAAUGCUAAAACUCAUUAUCUUAAGGAACGCGAGAAAUCCCUGGAGGACAUGGCAAUCAAAAUCACUUGUCUGCAGUCUGCUAUAUCCAAUCUUAAGGAUCACUCAUUACUUGCUGAAUGAAAGGACUAAGGCUCUAGAAGAGGAGGUACACUGUCUUUGGGCUGUUUCAAGAAAGAACAAUUUUGAUCUUCAUAUUUUAGAGUCGAAGGCACAGGACACCGAGGAUAGACUGGAAGUUGAUACUUCACAAGUAGAAAAGAUGGCAGAAGUUGUUACAGAACACUGGAUUCAAAUUCAACAGCUUGAGCAGGCACUUCAAAUUGCUGAAAUGAGGGCAUUACAAGCUCAAAAGCAAAGGAUUAUGAGAUGCACAUUCUUGAAGUUCAUUAAUGGCGUUUCUGGAAGACAUCUUCCGAAGAUGUCCGGGGCAUUGUAUUCUUAUUCAUUGGGAAAAAGAACAAUCAUAAAAUCCGACAUGUCUCAAGCUCUGCAACAAUUGAGAAGAUUUUACUCAGCAAUUGAAAAGUACCACAAUGAGUUGCAAGGUUUCAUCAAACAAGAAAUGCAAGGAAAUGAAGUUGCCGCAGCUUUUUUCAAUAUUGAACUGGUAUUACUUCUGGCUUCUGCGUUCAUCACCUUCCCUAUACUGGGUGCUUGGAUGCUGGUUCUAUCAUGGUUCAGCUAAGUCCAGCUAGUGGAUUUACCCUGAAAUAACGGGUAUCAUCCAAGCUGCUGCAGUUUGUUUG
Molecule: messenger RNA, 914 nt
Organism: Hibiscus syriacus
Lineage: Eukaryota; Viridiplantae; Streptophyta; Magnoliopsida; Malvales; Malvaceae
Exons: 8
Coding region: 131-853 (240 amino acids)
Source: RefSeq, a predicted model, not a curated record